Molecule: messenger RNA, 962 nt
Organism: Ahaetulla prasina
Lineage: Eukaryota; Metazoa; Chordata; Lepidosauria; Squamata; Colubridae
Gene: FAM174C
Product: family with sequence similarity 174 member C
Exons: 3
Coding region: 349-777 (142 amino acids)
Cellular component (GO): extracellular region
Source: RefSeq, a predicted model, not a curated record
GCGGUGCUGCGUGGGAACUGUAGUCCCGAUUUCUGCGAGUCGACCCCGAUGUUCACUUAAUCUCUUUUAUUUAGCCCCGUGCGGAUUUUUCUCUCCUUAUUUUUAAUUUAUUUAAAUUUUUAAAUUUAUUUAAUUUAAUUUAAUUUAAUUUAUUUUUAAAAUAUUCGGGUUCCGCUUUCGACCCCCUCCUUUCACGGCUUCAAGAACAAGGCAAUUCCCGGUAGAAAUCCUGCCGGGCCUCCUUUCCCAAUUGAGGUAAAGAACCGGAAGUUGGUCCGACGCUGCACUGCGGCCCUCGGCGGCACUUCCGGUCCGUUUUUUCCUCAGAAUCGGCGUUUGCCGAUCCGAAUGGCGGCGACUGGCUUCGUUUGGCCGCUGGCGCUUUGGAUGGUGGUAGUCGCAGCGGCGGCGACGACGCACUCGAAUAAGACGGAAUCCGUCGAAGCCGCGGCUCUCCCUCCUUCCCUGACGCCGAAAGAGAAAAGCCACGAGAGUGUCUCCCGGCCCGAUUCCACCGCCACAACCACGACGCCAUCCGGGUCCCCGCCGUCGGGGCUGUCGGGAUUGGGGCUGCCGGCCCUUCACCGCGCGCUCUACGUCCUGGCCGGCCUGGCGGGCAUCGGCCUCAUCUACUAUCUCGGAGGCUGCACGUUUCGGACAAGGAAACCUCCACGGAAAAAAUACGGACUUCUGUCCAACUCAGAAGAUCCCAUGGAGAUGGCUUCUCUAGAGAGUGACGAAGAUACGGUAUUUGAAAUAAGGAAUUUGAGACGGUGAUGAUGGGACUUGUGGAUUUUCCAGCUUGACUAGAGAAGAAGCAGUUUCACCAAUGGAAGAAACUUGAACCUCUGUUACUUUAAAAUAAUAAUAAUCCUGAAGUUCCUUGCGAUGUAAAAACCUGGCAGUGUGAAACUUUCUCUUCAGGCCCCUCGAACGAGAGAAUGGCCGUACAGCCAUGACAG